CAGAGGAAGAUUCUUGCAGCCAUGAGAUACUCAGCUGUCUGGCUCAGCGCCCUGCUGUGUCUGAGAACAGAGCUCGUGUCCGCCGAACAUGCCACCGGCCAGGGGAAAAGACAGCUCCUCAACGCCGAUAUACUCGGAGCUCAAACGUACGACUACGUGAUCGUUGGAGGAGGUACCGCUGGUCUGGCCAUUGCCAACAGGCUUUCUGCUGAUGCUAGUAUCACCGUGGCCGUCAUUGAGGCUGGAUCGCUGUAUCAGGUCACAAAUCCCUUGUUGAGCACAUUUCCCGCCGGCGAUGUCUUUUUCGUGGGCUCCGAUCCGAAACAGCCGCUGGAUGUGCAGCCUCUGGUUGACUGGAAUCUUGUCACAGAGCCGCAGGCUGGUGCGAAUGAGCGAAAGUUUCGCUAUGCUAGAGGGAAGUGCUUGGGAGGAACAAGCGCCAGGAACUUCAUGAUCUACCAGCGUCCAACGAAGGGGUCGCUCCAGCAAUGGGCAGAUGCUGUCGAUGACCAGAGCUACACCUUCGACGAGUGGCUGCCAGACUUCAAGAGGAGUGUCGACUUCACACCUCCUGGUCCAACGAGGGCGACGAACGCGUCUGCAGAGUACAAUGCUGCUGCGUUCGACUCUGGCGCUGGCCCGCUUCAGGUCUCAUACUCCAAUUAUGCCGGGCCCUUCUCAAGCUGGGUCGAAGGAUCGUUGAACGAGAUAGGAAUCGGGCACGCUCAGGACUUCAACAGCGGAAGUCUUAUGGGCGCGCAAUACUGCUCCUCGACCAUUCGUCCGAAGACCCAGUCUCGAGAGACCUCACAAACAUCGUUCUUGAACGCUGCAACAACACGCUCAAACCUGAAGGUGUUCAGCGCUACCAAGGCCAAGAAGAUCCUGUUCGACGCCGAGAAGAAAGCGACGGGUGUACGAGUCACGACAGCUCUCAACUUGGUCGGUCUGACCAUCAACGCGAGGCGGGAGGUCAUUGUGAGCGGCGGUGCCUUCCACAGCCCUCAGCUCCUAAUGGUCUCCGGUAUUGGACCCGCCUCUACCCUGAGGCAGCAUGGGAUCGAGGUGAUCUCAGAUCUCGCAGGCGUCGGCCAGAACUUGAUCGAUCACAUUCUCUUCGGUCCGGCCUACCGUGUGAAAGUGGACACACUCUCGCGAAUUGUCCAAGAUCCCGUCUACCUUGCUGCGCAGGUCUUGGAGUACGCUCAACAGCGUGGGCCGCUCGCCAAUCCAGUGUGCGACUUCCUUGGUUGGGAAAAGGUGCCGAAUUCGCUACGUGAAUCGCUUUCUUCAUCGUCCAUAGCCGAGCUGGAUCGAUUUGAUGCAGACUGGCCAGAGAUCGAGUAUCUCGGUGCGCCAGGUUACGUUGGAGCUUUCACGAAUCUGUUUGCCACCCAGCCCGAUGAUGGCUACCAGUACGCCACCAUUCUUGCGGCGCUUGUGGCACCCACGUCGGUAGGGAGUGUCACGAUCAGCUCUGAUGACACGGACGACUUACCCGUGAUCGACCCGAAUUGGCUGUCCACAAAGACUGAUCAAGAGGUCGCCAUCGCCGCGUACAAGCGCGUGCGUGAAGCGUUUGCCUCCAACUUCAUGAAGCCAGUUCUUGCCGACGACGAAGAGUACUUUCCCGGUCCCGAUGUUCAAACUGAUGCGCAGAUCCUGGAAGUCAUUCGUAACACGUUGCAAACUGUAUGGCACGCUAGCGGCACUUGCAAGAUGGGAAGAGCUUCGGACAAUAUGGCCGUGGUGGACAGUCGUGCGCGGGUCUUUGGAGUGACCGGUCUGAGAGUCGUCGAUGCUUCUUCUUUCGCCCUUCUGCCUCCUGGCCAUCCUCAGUCGGUCGUCUAUGCUUUGGCAGAGAAGAUAUCGAGACACAUCUUGAGUGAUGACUGA
Molecule: messenger RNA, 1896 nt
Organism: Zymoseptoria tritici IPO323
Lineage: Eukaryota; Fungi; Ascomycota; Dothideomycetes; Mycosphaerellales; Mycosphaerellaceae
Gene: GMC-oxred
Product: glucose-methanol-choline oxidoreductase
Exons: 4
Coding region: 22-1896 (624 amino acids)
Biological process (GO): secondary metabolite biosynthetic process
Molecular function (GO): oxidoreductase activity, acting on CH-OH group of donors; flavin adenine dinucleotide binding
Source: RefSeq, a predicted model, not a curated record